AUGUUUGAGCGCAUUAGACACUGGGCAUCGGUCUUCACAGGUGUCGCUGUGAUGGCCAACCGCUGGUCACCCGCACACCGCAAUCCAAAAUGCUGUCCUGAAUGGUUUGACAUCAUGACAUUGGUCGGCAACUAUCCAAGCACCCGGAUGAAGUUACAUAACCUAGGUAUUGAGUUGGUGUAUGACUCAGGAGUGAUGGUAGCAUUCUGCGGUCGGCUUGUCCGCCAUGAAGUGGACCUGCGGACUGGCAACCGAUGGGUGUGGGCAUGGUUCAUGAGAGACAGCGUUCAUAACCAUUUCAAGACGCCCCGUGGGGAGCACUCAUUGUAUUCUGAGGCAGAUUAUGCAAAGUACAGCAAGGUGGAAGACAUUUUAAACAGUAUGUAG
Suillus discolor is the source of this 387-nucleotide messenger RNA. RefSeq lists its product as uncharacterized. The transcript has a single exon. Lineage: Eukaryota; Fungi; Basidiomycota; Agaricomycetes; Boletales; Suillaceae. The record is from RefSeq and is a predicted model, not a curated record. The coding region runs from base 1 to 387 and encodes 128 amino acids.